This is a messenger RNA of Limanda limanda (common dab), 288 nucleotides long. RefSeq names its product protein phosphatase 1 regulatory subunit 17 (gene ppp1r17). Gene Ontology annotation, biological process: regulation of phosphatase activity. Bases 1 to 288 code for a protein of 95 amino acids. Gene Ontology annotation, molecular function: protein phosphatase inhibitor activity. Lineage: Eukaryota; Metazoa; Chordata; Actinopteri; Pleuronectiformes; Pleuronectidae. The record is from RefSeq and is a predicted model, not a curated record. The transcript has 3 exons.
AUGACGACUAGCUGUAUGAGGUCAACCCUGGAACCUGAACAUCGACUGAUGACACAGGACAACAAACACUACCAGGGGGCGCUGAAGAGCUCGGUGGACAGGAAGGACGAUGAGGACAAGGCCGAGGUUCUCUGUGCAGAGACUCAGGAGGAAGACCAGCUGAAGAAACCUCGCAGAAAGGACACACCCGUCCUCACCUGUCCUCCGCAUAUACCAGGAGUGAGGCUGAUGAAGAAGGAGAAGCACUUGGUCCACCUGGAGGAUGCAGAGAAGGAUGUGACCAACUAA